AUGGGGCCCGGGGCCCGCGCCGCUACUCGUCGGCAGAGUCGCUCCAUCCGAGCGCCUUCUGACGCGGCGCUGACGCGGCGUGUGCGCAGGCGGUGCGGCGGCGGCCGGGCUGGCCGCGCCGCGCGGCGCGCUUGUGGCCGCGCUCUCGCUUGUGCUCGCCGCCCCGCACUGACCGGGCGCUGCACACGCGGCGGCGGCGACGCGCCGGUGGAGGGCUUCGCGUGGUGGUGGGCUCUGUUAGCGGGCGGGGCGCUGGCCGCGGCCGGCGCGGCGGCGUGGUGCCGGCGGCGCCGCCCGCGCCGCCCGCCGCCGCCGCCGCGCCCGCCGCCGCGUCCGAGGGCGCCGCAAGCCUGCGCCGCGCGCCUAGCUGCGCCUCGCGACACGGUAUGACGAAGCGCCGGCGCGAGACGCCGAACACUUACGCACCGAUAGAUGAAUACACGAUUUUAAAAUA
Molecule: messenger RNA, 454 nt
Organism: Cydia splendana
Lineage: Eukaryota; Metazoa; Arthropoda; Insecta; Lepidoptera; Tortricidae
Product: protein FAM246C-like
Exons: 3
Coding region: 1-390 (129 amino acids)
Source: RefSeq, a predicted model, not a curated record